Messenger RNA from Anthostomella pinea, 852 nucleotides. The record is from the annotation of a GenBank genome assembly. Lineage: Eukaryota; Fungi; Ascomycota; Sordariomycetes; Xylariales; Xylariaceae.
AUGGGGGUUCAGUCACAAAUCAAGAGUGUGUUAAUCACGGGAUGCAGUCCCGGUUCUAUUGGUGAAGCUUUGGCAAAGGAGUUCCUCCUCCAACCUGAUUUCGCGGUCUGUGCAACAUCGCUGCCAGGCGAAGAACUGCCAGAACUCGAAGUACUGGGUGCGACAUGCUACCCAGUCGAUGUGACUUCUAGCGAAAGCGUGAAAGCCUUGAAAGAUGCGGUGGUCGACAAUCUGGGUGACGAUCUUGACAUCCUCAUCAAUUGCGCAGGAAUGAACUACGUUAUGCCAGCUCUCGACGUGGACGUCGAUGAGCUCAAGCGCAUUUUCGACGUUAACCUCUUCGGACUCGUCCGGACCGUUCAGGCUUUUUCUACGCCUCUGAUCAACCGCAAGGGGCUGAUUGUGAACGUCGGAUCUCUGGCUGCCUAUGCACCAUAUGUCUUUGGGUCAUCCUACAAUGCCAGCAAGGCAGCUCUUCUGGCUUAUGGCAACACUUUGCGGAUAGAAUUGAGCCCCUGGAGCGUGCGGGUGAUGACUAUCGUGGCCGGACCAGUGGUGAGCGGCUUGAUGACGCGGAAGGAAAGGAGACUUCCCCAAGACUCGAGAUACCAGCCCAUCGCGGAGGCCUUCGACCAGCGAACCACGCACGACAAGCACGGGGUUCAAGCAAUGGCCACCAAGGAGUUCGCCCAGUCUGUUGUCAAACAGGCGUUGAAGUCUAACCCGCCCCGUUCAUAUUGGAUUGGGCCGUUCGCGAACAUGGUUUGGUGGCUGGAGACACUGGGACUGGCUUCGGUCUGGUCUUGGUUCUUCAGGAAAAGGUUCCAAUUGUGGAAGUUGGACCAAAAGUAG